CUUCAGCAGUUCAUUGAAUGAUCUCUUGCCCUUCGUGGUGUGACCACAUCGAUUUGACUCCACAUAUUUGGUAAUGUGACGCAAGCAUCGAUAUUGCACCAGCUAGCAGGGGUCAUCAGAAAAAUGCUGGUGAAGUUCGUUUGCGCUCUGUUCUUUGUUCUCUACGCUCUCAAUAUUGUGCGUGCACUGGAGUUGUCUUUGGAUGGAAAGUGGACCGCACACAACAGCGGGAACUAUACCAAUAUAUCAUCCCAAGUUCCUGGUGGCAUAUACACAGACCUUCAUCGGAAUCACAUCAUAGGAGAUCCCUACUAUGGCUCGAACGACAUUGAGUACCGUUGGGUCGGCAAGGAGAACUGGACUUUCUCUAGAAGUUUUGAUGUUCCUGCUGAAAUGCUGCCGAAAUCCAGGGUGGACCUAGUAGCCCAUGGCAUCGACACAGCUUGUAAAGUCUUCGUCAACAACCACUUUUUGGGAAGCACAGUCAAUAUGUUUGUUCGAUACGUGUUCAACCUCAAAGGCAAAAUCAGGAAAACUGGGAAUCAGAUUCGAGUAGCUUGCGAGUCGCCCGUUACUUACGCCUUGCGCCAGCACCAGUUACAGGCGAAGAAGUAUACGGUCUACCCAGAAUGUCCACCCAGCGUUCAGAACGCAGACUGCCACAUCAACCACAUGAGGAAAAUGCAAUGUGCCUUCAGUUGGGAUUGGGGGCCAUCCUUUCCCUCCCAAGGAAUUUGGAAACACAUUGCAGUUGAAGCCUACAGUGGUGUCCUCAUUCGUGACGUCUCCGUGGUAACGAUACCGUCGUCACAACAGACGUCGCAGUGGAUUCUUAGUGUGACAGCUUUUGUGGAGACAACGACCACCAAGCAAGUGAAGCAGUUUCCCAGUCGUGUUCGAGUACUAUUGAACGACAAAACCUUGGGAAAUAGCGCCGUGACCAUUCGUCCAGAUCAACACGGAGCAGCAUCCGUAAAGCUUUCUUACACAGUGCCUCAAAGUAUGGAUAUAAAAAGAUGGUGGCCGAACGGAUAUGGAGAACAGAACCUGUACACCCUAAAGGUCACCAUGGCAUCGAACGGAGAAGAAUUCACGAAAGCGGUGAAAAUCGGCUUCCGGACUGUGGAGCUCAUGCAGACUCCAGUCAAUAAUGGCGCCGGGGGCCUUGAGUUCUACUUCAAAGUAAACAACGUUCCAAUCUACGCGAAAGGAAGUAACUGGAUUCCGGCUGACAUACUCCCCGAGCGCGUAACUAAAGAAUAUCUGACGUAUCUAUUGCAGUCCGCUAAGUUUGCAAACAUGAACAUGCUCCGCAUUUGGGGAGGAGGAAUUUAUGAGUCGGACUACUUCUACCAGACCGCCGACGAACUUGGGCUUCUAAUAUGGCAGGACUUCAUGUUUGCAGUGGCCCUAUAUCCAACCAACUCCGACUUCCUGGAGACUGUCAAAACGGAAGUUCGGCAACAGGUGCGAAGGCUGCAGCACCACCCAUCAGUGUGCGUCUGGGGUGGAAACAACGAAAAUGAACAGGCUAUUGCAAGUUCUUGGUGGCCGAUUUCGCCGGUGCACAAAACGGACUACAUACGUUUGUACAUCAAGACAAUUAUGCCUAUUGUCCUGGAGGAAGAUCGAACACGUCCCUUCCUCUCUUCGAGCCCAUCGAAUGGAAAGCAGACCGAGAAAGAGGGUUGGAUUGCGGCAGAUCCUAAUGGCGUCAAUUACGGGGAUGUUCACUACUACAACUACUAUGCUGAUCCGUGGAAUUCAAACAUGUACCCCAGAGCCCGCUUUCUCUCUGAAUUUGGAAUCCAGUCUUUCCCAUCACGAGACACCUUUCUCAAGGUGGCUCCAGAAUUCUCCCUGGAGUACCCAUUCACAACGUUCAUGGAGAGCCGCCAGCAUCAAAUAGGCGGUACGGAAAACAAUAUGCGUUUUAUCGAGAUGGAAUUUAAUCUACCACGGACGGGGGACACAGCAAAAGAUUUCGACAUGGUAGUGUAUUUGUCCCAGAUCGUGCAAGCACAAGGCAUCAAAACGGGAGUGGAGUACCUCCGACAUCUACGCAGUGUCUUACACGGUGACGAAGGCCACAAUAUGGGUGUGUUGUACUGGCAACUCAACUCCAUCUGGCAAGCACCCUCAUGGGCUUCUAUUGAAUACGGAGGCAGAUGGAAGAUGCUCCAUUAUUUCGCUCGCCGGUUCUUCGGCCCGCUCAUUGUGGUACCAUUUGUCAACUACAACCUCAUCUCGACGGGGCAACUUCAGGCUUACGUCGUUAAUGACCUUCAAGUGGAUUAUCCAGAUGCCGUGCUUCAUAUUGAUUCAUACUCAUGGGGAAACUUCGUUCCCGUCCAUGCGUUCAGCGUUGAUGUGGAUGUGCGCCGAGAAAGCUCUGUGCAAGCGUACGAAUUGAAGUUAGCCGAGUUUAUGAACAUGACGUCCUGUACCCCUGUUACGUGCUUCCUGUGGUUUACACUCACUGACAAAGCGGGACGAUUACUCGGACCGACGAAUUAUCUUCUACCUGCGGCCCCCAAGAAUAUCAAAAAGUUCAGGAACGCCACCCUUAAGAUAACCAGCGUAAUUGGCCCAUUCACCGGGCAUAACCUCAUGAAGCGCUUCGCCGUAACUGUAGGCACUAAUCACAUUGCGUUGUUUGUGUGGCUGGAUGCGCACAAUAUCAGUGGCUACUUCUCAGACAACGGAUUCGUGAUGUUGGAACAAACGAUGGUUCUGGACUUCUUUACAAAAGAAACCGUCACGCCGGAACACCUCCGGUCUGCCAUGACAGCAGUCUCCCUUCCUAACACUGCCACGGCCAGCACAAGGACAGCGGGGGAAGCAUUGUGAUCGCAUGUAUUGCAAUGGUGUACUUAGGAAGUUGUGCUGUGUUGGCGUCGUCGGAUAGUGUAAACUGAAUAAACGCCAUUUAACACG
This is a messenger RNA of Ornithodoros turicata, 2937 nucleotides long. RefSeq names its product beta-mannosidase-like. NCBI's taxonomy places the organism in Eukaryota, Metazoa, Arthropoda, Arachnida, Ixodida, Argasidae. The transcript has 18 exons. The record is from RefSeq and is a predicted model, not a curated record. Gene Ontology annotation, molecular function: beta-mannosidase activity. Gene Ontology annotation, biological process: glycoprotein catabolic process; carbohydrate metabolic process. The coding region runs from base 124 to 2850 and encodes 908 amino acids.